AUGGUGUUUGGUGGUUUGAGAAGAGUAAACACUCUGUAAAACGUCAAGUCAUCUCUGAAACUUUAAACAAAUACAUUAGUAAAUGGUUUGAUUCUUCUUCUUGUUGUUGUUGGUUGUUCUCACUAAGUACACUUAAGAAAGAGAUGUUGUCUUUGUGAUGUCACUUUCUGUCGGCAUUGUCUGUGUUCCGACACAACACUCCAUUUUUUCUUCUUCUUCUCGAGUUCUAGAAGAUUUGAUGUUUAAAAGCUCCUCAACUUCUUCUUGAAUUCUCCUUUUGUGAUAUUUAUUCGCCGAUGAAGUAGAGAUCUUUCUUUUUUUUUGUUGAGCAAGUAGAGAUCUUUCUUUAUUACUGGAGAUCUGUCAAAAGGUUUUUAAUGAAAUCUCUCUCUCUCUCUCUCUCUCUCUCUCUCUCUCUCUCUCUCUCUCUCUCUCUCUCUCUUUAAUAUAUUUUUUUACUGCAUGUGUGAGUGAUUCUUUCAAAAAUCAAAACAAUCGCAUUCAGCUUUACAAGUUGUCACCGCUUUUUGUUUUGUUUUGUCUUGUCUUCUCCUUAUUCUUCUUCGUUAUUUUGCCGACAUUCUCAUGUUUUUCUACAGAGUCAUCGCAUGGUAGUAAGUAGCUGUUGAGCAUCGAAGAGAGGCUAUUUCGUUUACAAAUGUCAGCAACUCCUGCAGCAGCCAUUGGAGGUGCUGUUGGAGCUCUUGCAUUGAUUGCUCUUUUGUUUCUUGUCCUAUGGUUUUGCAUCUUUCGUCACAAGAAUGCGUCUGAGACAACAGGCUCUUCUGAUCCAUCGUCUCAAGAAGGAAGAAAUGUUGCAAUGGAGUUGUCAAUGAGAGAAUCAAGAAGGUUUGGAAUGGAGGAACUUGCUCAAGCCACCAAGAGUUUCACCAGUAAAAGCCUCAUUGGUACAGGCAAAUUCGGCGAGGUUUACAAAGGUCUGCUUCAAGACGGUGUCCUUGUAGCAAUCAAGAGAAGACACGGUUUGCCUACACAAGAAUUCGUCAACGAGGUUCGGUAUCUAUCGUCUAUCAAGCAUCGUAAUCUUGUUACUCUUUUGGGUUAUUGCCAAGAAAGCAACACUCAGUUUCUUGUCUAUGAGUACGUUCCUAAUGGAAGUGUUUCCUAUCACCUGUACGGUGCUGGUGGAAGUAGGCUAGAGUUUAGAAAUAGGCUUGCCAUAUCUAUAGGAGCAGCUAAAGGACUGGCACAUCUUCACUCACUGAGUCCUAGGUUGAUACACAAGGACUUCAAAACUGCUAAUGUUCUUGUGGAUGAAAACUUCAUUGCUAAAGUUGCGGAUGCAGGAGUCCGUAACUUCUUAGGAAGAGAGGAUGCUGGUACAUCGUCUCACGUUGUUGCUGACCACAUCUUCCUCUCCCCAGAGGUUCAAGAGUUCAGAAGAUAUUCAGAGAAGAGUGAUGUGUAUGCUUUUGGGGUAUUCCUCUUGGAAUUAGUAAGUGGAAGAGAAGCAUCAGAACCAUCCCCUUCAAGUUCAACACAAACUCUUGUCGAAUGGAUGCAAAACAUAACGGAUUACACUGAGAUACCUGCAAUGAUUGAUGAGAGACUAGGUGGUACAUACACAGCAGAGGGAGUGGAGGAGGUUAUUACACUGACACUGAUAUGUCUUGAUGUAUCAAGUGAGAAGAGACCAGCAAUGAGUUAUGUUGUGACAGAGCUUGAGAGAAUAUUGGACAAAGAAGUGAGCUUAACAACAGUAAUGGGUGAAGGUACUCCAACUGUUACUCUUGGAAGUCAGCUUUUUAAAGCAUCAAAGUGAUUAAAAGGAACCACAUUUCUAUUAUGUAUACAUAUAAUUGUAUAAAGAACAGCUGAGCUAUUAUUAUUAUUCAUUUUUUAUUGUUACUUUCUUUGGAGGUUAUUUUCAGCAUUUUUUUUUUUUGAAAAUGAGUGCAGAAAAUGUAACUUUGUAAACACAUUAUUUAUUGAUAUAAUAAAGGAAGGAAAGAGUGGAAUGUUGUGUGAA
This is a messenger RNA of Brassica napus (rape), 1990 nucleotides long. RefSeq names its product nodulation receptor kinase-like. Gene Ontology annotation, molecular function: protein kinase activity; ATP binding. Bases 659 to 1783 code for a protein of 374 amino acids. Gene Ontology annotation, biological process: protein phosphorylation. The transcript is spliced from 7 exons. The record is from RefSeq and is a predicted model, not a curated record. NCBI's taxonomy places the organism in Eukaryota, Viridiplantae, Streptophyta, Magnoliopsida, Brassicales, Brassicaceae.